Haliotis rufescens (red abalone) is the source of this 637-nucleotide messenger RNA. RefSeq names its product extensin-like. NCBI's taxonomy places the organism in Eukaryota, Metazoa, Mollusca, Gastropoda, Lepetellida, Haliotidae. The coding region runs from base 136 to 612 and encodes 158 amino acids. Gene Ontology annotation, cellular component: membrane. The record is from RefSeq and is a predicted model, not a curated record. The transcript is spliced from 4 exons.
AGGCAACAUAGGUCAAAGCCUCGUUUUGAAAAGGGUUUUCCUUGAUCGAUACACGUCAACGAUGAGAAAGUUGCUAUCAAACCCCAACGGCACUACAAGUUAACAGAAGAUUUUGAAAUUGUUCCGAUUCACAUCAUGACUGCGGCUCCCCCAUCAUAUGGGCAGGCAAUGGCUGGGUUCGCCCCGCCGAUGCCAGGAUACGCCCCGCCGAUGCCAGGAUACGCCCCGCCGAUGCCAGGAUACACCCCACCGAUGUCAGGAUACGCCCCGCCGGUGUCAGGAUUUCCACAACCACAAAGUGAGAUGACUGCAGCUGCCAAUCAAGUGACGGUCGUGGCAAUCCAACCCCCGAGCCCACACCCCCCAGGCCCACAACCCCCUGACUACAUGAUGCUAUCCUACAUCUCCUGCCUCUUCUGUCCCCUGUUAGCUCUGGGUGCAAUCCAGGCCUCGCAACGUUCUCGCAAUUCUUACCAACAUGGUGACUACGGCAAAGCCUUCUUCAAUGGACGGACAGCUAGAUUCAAUGCUAUCUCUGCUAUAGUCAUUGGCGUAUUCGGCGCUGUUGUGUUAACAGUGAUGUUCAAAAUGGGAAUGUUGAAUAUUCAAUAAAGUGAAAGUUUCUUUAGUACACACA